This is a messenger RNA of Orbilia oligospora ATCC 24927, 474 nucleotides long. RefSeq lists its product as uncharacterized. The record is from RefSeq and is a predicted model, not a curated record. The transcript has a single exon. The coding region runs from base 1 to 474 and encodes 157 amino acids. NCBI's taxonomy places the organism in Eukaryota, Fungi, Ascomycota, Orbiliomycetes, Orbiliales, Orbiliaceae.
AUGAGGCAACUACUCUCCGAUAGCGAACCAGAGCUGGAUUCAUCCCAAGCAUCAAUAAUCUUCACUCCAAUAGCUUCCGACUCCGACUUCGAUGAACUCCUAGAAUCCGAAUCCCUAGGCGACCGUUCAACAACUUCAACAGUCCCCACGCAGAAUAGUCAACGCAGUCAAAGAUGGAUGUCAAUGAGUCAAAGGUCGAUAUCAACAAGUACAAGCCAGUAUGCGGAUAUGGAGAAAAUAAUGGCGAUGGCGGUGGAAGCAAGAGACGCUGAGGAGAGAGAACACAAUAGGCGUGCAUUUUUGUGGCUUAAAGUUUUAAUAUCGACUUGCGCGGCUGUUUCGAUAAUCUGGACUCUUUAUAAUAUGGGGUCGUUGGAUUCUACGUCGUUGUAUCGAUGUAGUGUAUCUUCAGGGCAGUCGUUUUGGGAUAUUAAAUUUAAGGUCGGCCUCUAUAAUUUCUUGGAAUAUAUAUAA